CGCUCCAUAAAAGCAGGUAUAAAGCAAGAUUUGAGGCCAGCCAGUCUAGCCUGGAUAUAAAGGCACAAUACUUUUAAGUUUGAGGCGCAUCAUUCAAUAUCGAAGGGGGGCAAGCCUCUUCUAAUUUUACCCCCAUCACAUUGUCGCCCUAGAAGAUGAUCGAACAUACUUACCUUCUUCUCUUCAGUGCUGCCUUGUCGGAGUCACAGGUCCCCGCUUCUGGGAGCAAAACUUGGAUGGAGAUCAACAAAGAAAACAUUCCUCGGGGGAUUCCUAGCGCUCUGGGUACCGGAUGGCCGGUAGGCAAUCAAUCACUGGAGGGGGCUUACUUGGCUCAGCAGCUGUAUCUGCUAUCGUUGGAAUGCAACGUUCUAGAUAACUUGAUGGCUUGUGAAAACCAGUCAGGCGAUCCUGCACAUCCACCAGGAAAUGUAGAACGUCACUAAGAAGCUGGCCGGGGUGGAAGGAAACAAUCCCUUUCCCAGUGUCACUGGGAGGACCUUGUCAGGAGGAUC
Molecule: messenger RNA, 515 nt
Organism: Aspergillus sclerotioniger CBS 115572
Lineage: Eukaryota; Fungi; Ascomycota; Eurotiomycetes; Eurotiales; Aspergillaceae
Exons: 2
Coding region: 156-446 (96 amino acids)
Source: RefSeq, a predicted model, not a curated record